ACAUGGAAUGGAACUUGAGAGGACUGGCUAAACAAGGCAUUCCUUAACAUAGUCUCAAACUUAAAGGCAUUCCUUAACAUAUUCACACGCCACUUGCAAUUCUUCUCACUAACUCUUCUUGCUUUAUUCAUCAUAGUCUUUUUCUUAGUAUUUUCUAACACAAUUCAUUCUUCAGAUAACAAAAACAACAUCUCGUCAUCAUCAUAGUCUAACUUUGGUCUGAAGAAGAACAAUAACAAAACAAGAUGUCAAUAGAAGAAGAUGUUUUCAUUGGAGCAAUUGAUCAAGGAACAAGUAGUACCAGAUUCAUAAUCUAUGACAAAUCAGCUAAACCAAUUGGAUCUCACCAAGUUGAGUUCACUCAAUUCCAUCCACAAGCAGGGUGGGUGGAGCAUGAUCCAAUUGAGAUAUUGGAGAGUGUGAAGGUUUGUAUGACAAAGGCAAUAGAUAAGGCAACAGCUAAUGGAUUCCAAGUGGAUAAAGGGUUGAAGGCAAUUGGUCUCACUAACCAAAGAGAGACCACUCUUGUUUGGAGUAAAUCCACCGGUUCUCCCCUUCACCAAGCUAUUGUUUGGAUGGACGUUCGUACUGCCUCUAUUUGCAGGCGACUUGAAAAUGAGUUAUCUGGCGGUAGAACUCAUUUUGUCGAGAGUUGUGGUUUGCCGAUUAGCACAUAUUUCAGUGCUUUGAAAAUUUUGUGGUUGAUGGAAAAUGUGGAUGCUGUCAAGGAAGCUAUAAAGAAAAAGGAUGCAUUGUUUGGAACCGUAGACACUUGGUUGAUAUGGAAUUUAACCGGUGGGGUGAACGAAGGAUUACACGUUACCGAUGUUACAAAUGCAUCUCGGACAAUGCUGAUGAAUCUAAAAACUCUAAGGUGGGAUGAAUCCACCUUGAAAGCACUCACAAUCCCUCCUGAAAUUUUACCCAAAAUUGUUAGUAAUUCGGAGGUUAUAGGCAACAUUGCAGCUGGAUGGCCAAUUUCCGGUAUGCCUAUCUCUGGUUGUUUGGGCGAUCAACAUGCGGCAAUGCUUGGACAAGUGUGCCGUAAAGGUGAAGCAAAAAGUACCUACGGAACAGGUGCUUUCAUUCUGCUGAAUACCGGAGAAGGAGUAGUUCAAUCAAAGCACGGCCUUCUAUCUACUGUAGCUUAUAAGCUUGGUCCAAAUGCUCCAACCAACUAUGCACUCGAAGGAUCUGUUGGUAUUGCUGGAGCUGCGGUGCAGUGGCUUAGAGAUGGUCUUGGUCUCAUUUCUAAUGCUGCGGAGUUAGAGGCUAUGGCAUUAGCGGUUGAAUCCAAUGGUGGUGUUUACUUCGUUCCUGCUUUCAACGGAUUGUUUGCGCCGUGGUGGCGUGAUGAUGCUCGUGGUGUUUUUAUUGGAUUUACGGGGCAUACUAAUAAGGGUCACUUAGCUCGAGCUGUGCUCGAGAGCAUUUGUUUUCAAGUCAAAGAUGUGAUAGAUGCAAUGCACAAUGAUUCUGGAGCUGAUCAAUCCAAUAAAGAGGAGUUCUUGCUUAGGGUAGAUGGUGGAGCAACUGUUAACAAUCUGUUGAUGCAGACUCAGGCGGAUUUGUUGGCAACUCCAGUGAUUAGACCUGUUGACAUAGAAACAACAGCACUCGGAGCAGCCUAUGCAGCUGGAUUAGCAGUUGGGGUAUGGAAAGAAGAUUACAUUUUCGACUCAAAGGAUAAGCUGCAAAAUGCAAAUAUUUUCCGUCCUUUAAUGGCUGAGGAUUUGAGGAAAAAGAAAGCAGAUUCUUGGUUGAAAGCUGUUAGUAGAUCUUUUGACUUAGCAGAUCUUAGUUAGUCUUUGAAUGUGCUCUUUAUGCAACUGCUUGUGAGCUUAUAGGUGAUGACAUUGUUUCUUUUUGAAGGAAGCUGUAAUAUACAUACAGUAGAUUCAACUAGUAGUUAAUAUUGUUUAUCAAAACAUUCCAAUACUUACUGGUAAAUGUAAAUUAAACUUUUAUAUUUUCAAAUUGCUCUCA
Messenger RNA from Trifolium pratense (red clover), 1986 nucleotides. RefSeq names its product glycerol kinase-like. The record is from RefSeq and is a predicted model, not a curated record. Gene Ontology annotation, cellular component: mitochondrion. NCBI's taxonomy places the organism in Eukaryota, Viridiplantae, Streptophyta, Magnoliopsida, Fabales, Fabaceae. Gene Ontology annotation, biological process: triglyceride metabolic process; glycerol-3-phosphate biosynthetic process; glycerol metabolic process. The transcript has 4 exons. Bases 246 to 1805 code for a protein of 519 amino acids. Gene Ontology annotation, molecular function: glycerol kinase activity.